Eruca vesicaria subsp. sativa (arugula) is the source of this 2878-nucleotide messenger RNA. The record is from the annotation of a GenBank genome assembly. Lineage: Eukaryota; Viridiplantae; Streptophyta; Magnoliopsida; Brassicales; Brassicaceae.
AUGAUCCAAACCCCAACUCGCACCGAUCAGCGCGUGCCUCCUCCUCCUUCCUCCUCCUCGCAACGAGAUUUCAGAUUAGUUCUUCCGAUUCUCCGCCGUGUUCCCCAAUCUCCGUACGAGUUCUUAUCAAUGGACAUAGAUCUCCGUCUACAUUCAGGCGACCAAGUUGAUGAAGACAACAACAACAACAACGUCUUACACAACGAAGACAUAGACAUUAGUAAAAUCGAGGAAGAAGACACCGUCGUCACCACCAUGGAGUUACAAACCGGAGAAUUAGUUAAUAACUACACAGAAAGUAUUAACCUUGAGCCACUAAACGGCAUGGAGUUCGACUCACACGUCGAAGCCUACGCCUUCUACCAAGAAUACUCACGAGCCAUAGGUUUCAACACUGCGAUACAAAACAGUCGUAGAUCAAAAACCACAAGAGAGUUUAUUGAUGCUAAGUUCGCUUGCUCUAGGUACGGUACUAAAAGAGAGUAUGAUAAUAAAUCUUGUAACCGUCCUAAAGCUAGACAGAGCAAAGUGGUGGAACAUCCUGAGAAUAAUAAUAUGGGUGGUGGUUGUAGGAGGACUUGUGCUAAAACUGAUUGUAAAGCUAGUAUGCAUGUUAAGAGAAGGGGUAAUAAUGGGAAAUGGGUGAUUCAUAGCUUUGUUAGAGAGCAUAAUCAUGAACUUGUCCCUCCGCAAGCUGUGAGUGAACAGGCUAGGAAGGUCUACGCUGCUAUGGCUAAGAAGUUUGCUGAGUAUAAAACUGUUGUUGGGUUAAAAGGUGAGUUGUAUGAGAAAGGAGGUCGGGGUUUGUCAGUGGAGACAGGGGAUUUUAGGAUUUUGCUUGAUUUCUUGUCGCGGAUGCAGGUUUUGAGUUCAAACUUCUUUUAUUCGGUGGAUCUUGGAGAUGAUCAGAGAGUUAAGAAUGUGUUUUGGGUUGAUGCGAAGAGCAGGCAGAGCUAUGUUAGUUUCUGUGAUGUUGUUUCUCUUGAUACUACCUACGUGAGAAACAAGUAUAAGACCCCCCUUGCUGUUUUCGUCGGUGUGAAUCAGCAUUAUCAGUAUAUGGUACUUGGUUGUGCUUUACUAUCUGACGAGAGUUCAGCUACGUUCUCUUGGUUAAUGAACACCUGGCUGAAAGCGAUGGGGGGACAUGCUCCUAAAGUUUUGAUCACUGAGCAAGAUGUUGUAAUGAACUCCGUUGUUCCUGAGAUCUUCCCUAAUACUCGGCAUUGCGUUUUUCUUUGGCAUGUGUUGAUUAAGGUCUCUGAGAAUCUUGGCCACGUUGCUAAGCAGCAUGAAGAUUUUACCGCAAAGUUUGAGAAGUGUAUUUAUAAAUCAUGGAAGGAGGAAGACUUUGCGAGAAGAUGGUGGAAGAUUCUUGCUAAAUUCGGCCUCAAGGAAGAUCAGUGGAUGCAGUCUUUAUAUGAAGACCGGAGGAAAUGGGCACCGAGUUACAUGACUGAUGUUCUUUUGGCAGGGAUGUCUACAUCUCAAAGAGGUGAUAGUGUUAAUGCUUUCUUCGAUAAGUACUUGCACAAGAAAACUAGUGUACAAGAGUUCGUGAAACUGUAUGAUACGAUUUUGCAAGAUAGAUUCGAAGAAGAAGCCAAAGCUGAUUCGGAAAUGUGGAACAAGCAGCCAACAAUGAAGUCACCAUCUCCGUUUGAGAAGAGUGUUUCCGAAGUCUACACUCCUGCUGUGUUCAAGAGAUUCCAGAUUGAAGUUUUGGGUGCAAUUGCUUGUUCACCCAGGGAGGAGAACAGGGAUGCAACGUGCUCUACUUUUAGAGUUCAGGAUUUUGAAAACAGCCAGGAGUUUGUGGUGACAUGGAACCAAGCUAAGGCUGAAGUCUCUUGCAUCUGUCGGUUGUUUGAGUAUAGAGGCUACCUCUGCAGACACACGCUUAAUGUUCUUCAGUGUUGUCAUCUUUCUUCCAUCCCAUCGCAGUACAUAUUGAAACGGUGGACAAAAGACGCAAAAAACCGGCAGUUUUCUUCAGGAGAGCCUCAGCAGUUUCAGACUAGGCUGCAACGGUACAACGAUUUGUGCCAGCGAGCGUUGAAGCUGAAUGAAGAGGCAUCAUGCUCUCAAGAGAGUUAUAACAUUGCAUUCCUUGCCGUUGAAGAAGCUUUGAGAAACUGUGCUGGUGUUAAUACUUCCGGCAGAAGUCUUAUGGAUGUGGUCAGCUCACCAACUCAAGGUCUGGUUUCUGUGGAGGAGGAUAACCAGAGCAGAAGUGCAGGCAAGGGGAGCAAGAAAAAGAAUCCAACGAAGAAAAGAAAAGUGAACUCAGAGCAGGAGGCUAUGCCGCCGCCAGUUGCAGCGCCAGAAAGUUUGCAACAGAUGGAUAAGUUGAGCUCAAGGACAGUUGGCAUAGAAAGUUAUUACGGAACACAGCAGAGCAUGCAAAAUAUGGUCCAGCUAGACUUAAUGGGGCCAAAUCGUGAUAACUUCUAUGGAAAUCAACAAACAAUUCAAGGAUUGCGACAGUUGAAUUCAAUAGCACCAAGUUACGACAGUUACUACACUGCUCAGCAAGGCAUCCAUGGACAGGGAGUAGAUUUCUUCCGUCCUCCCAGUUUUUCUUACGAUAUGCGGGAUGAUUCUAAUGUGAGGACUGCGCAGUUGCAUGAGGACGCGUCUAGACACUCAUAAACCAAACUGUAGCCUGAGGGUGAGAUCAAAUCUUGAAGAGUUCAAAAUCUCUGCAGAAGAGAAGCCAGCAUUUACUAGGAGAAAGCUCAACUGGAAAUCAGGUUUUUGGAACAGAACAGAAAGCAUACUCUGUUUUAUGGGAUCAAGUGUUAAAUAUCGGAUGUUGUAUGUUAAUACUGUUUAUAUUAGUCCUUGACGAUCCCCAAGCUUGAUCAUUGACUAUUGG